AUGGGGUUCAAGGCCCGCUUUCAUGAGUAUUUUCACUCUGAACUCCAGCCGGGUGAGCGGAAGCUGGUCCAGAAGAUUGACUUCUUUAUUCUGACCUUUUGCUGUUUGAGUUAUUUUACCAAUUAUCUCGAUCGGUCCAACCUUGCCAAUGCCUAUGUGUCGGGUAUGAAAGAAGACCUUGGCUUUGUUGGCGACCAGUAUAACCAAAUCAACACAUGCUUUACAAUUGGUUACAUCAUUGGGCAGAUACCCGCAAACCUGUCCCUUCACUAUGUCAAGCCACGCUACUUCUUCCCGUCCAUGAUGAUCAUCUGGGCAGGGUUGACAAUGGUGACAGCUUCAGUGCAAAAGCCCCAAUCCAUCAUGGCCAUUCGGUUCUUCCAGGGUAUCGCCGAGGCCACCACGUUUGUCGGCACCCACUACAUUCUCGGAUCGUGGUACACGGAGCGCGAGCUCGGUAAACGCAGUGGCAUCUUUACCGCCUCUGGUCUAGCUGGCACCAUGAUUGGCGGCUUCAUUCAGACGGGCAUCUACUCUUCGCUGCACGCCAAGAGCGGACUGACUGGUUGGCGUUGGCUCUUUAUCAUCGACGGCCUCAUCACCAUCCCAGUGGCCAUCUAUGGCUUUCUCUUCUUCCCAGACACACCGCAGACGACGACGGCGUUUUACCUCAGCGAGACGGAAAAGGCACUGGCCAUCUCGAGGGUUCCGAUUGUGGAAGAAAAGUCACCAAUCACGCUGGCUUUUGCAAAGAAAGUACUGACCUCUUGGUACUGGUGGGGAUUCGUUGGCCUGUGGAUCGUCGCCGGUGAGACGGAGAGCUUUUCGACCAACUCGCUCCUGUCGCUCUACAUGAAGAGUCACCCGACCAUUGACUAUACGGUAUCGCAACUCAACAACUAUCCGACAGGCGUGCCGGCUGUUGGCAUCGUGUCGACCUUGUUCUGGGCCACCCUGACGGACUUUUUGAACGGGAAACGGUACCUGGUCGGAUACUGGAUUAGUAUUACGGGAAUUGUUACAUCGGCCUUGAUCCUGUCAGCCUCGAAGAAUCCCACGAGCCCGGCAUCGACUUCGACCGUGUUUGGCGCGUACUACUGGGCCGGAUCGGUCUAUGCCUGCCAGGCGACCUUUUUUGCCUGGUGCAACGACGCCAUGAGAUAUCAAGACCCAGUGUACCGAGGCGUGGUCCUCGCCGGUAUGAACCUGGGUUCCAAUGUGUUCAACGCCUGGUGGUCUCUCGUCUUCUACGGCGCGUCCACGGCCCCGUGGUUUACUCGAGGUAUGUGGGCCAUGAUUGCUUGCUCAAUCGCCUUGGCUAUAUGGUGUGCCGGUCUGUCUUACCUGACUCGGCGCGAGGGUAAGCGGCGCGUGGUAGAAGAGCAUAUCGUGGAGCAGGGACACGCCGAAUCGGACCGUGACACCAAGAUGCCUGCCGAGCUGGCUUAG
Pestalotiopsis fici W106-1 is the source of this 1449-nucleotide messenger RNA. RefSeq lists its product as uncharacterized. Gene Ontology annotation, cellular component: plasma membrane. Gene Ontology annotation, molecular function: pantothenate transmembrane transporter activity. Gene Ontology annotation, biological process: pantothenate import across plasma membrane. The record is from RefSeq and is a predicted model, not a curated record. The transcript has 3 exons. NCBI's taxonomy places the organism in Eukaryota, Fungi, Ascomycota, Sordariomycetes, Amphisphaeriales, Sporocadaceae. Bases 1 to 1449 code for a protein of 482 amino acids.